Messenger RNA from Orycteropus afer afer, 240 nucleotides. RefSeq names its product hematopoietic cell signal transducer (gene HCST). The transcript has 4 exons. Gene Ontology annotation, molecular function: signaling receptor binding; phosphatidylinositol 3-kinase binding. Gene Ontology annotation, biological process: regulation of immune response; positive regulation of phosphatidylinositol 3-kinase/protein kinase B signal transduction. The coding region runs from base 1 to 240 and encodes 79 amino acids. Gene Ontology annotation, cellular component: membrane. The record is from RefSeq and is a predicted model, not a curated record. Lineage: Eukaryota; Metazoa; Chordata; Mammalia; Tubulidentata; Orycteropodidae.
AUGGCUCCUCCAGGCCACAUCCUGCUCCUGCUUUUGCUCCCAGUGGCUGCAGCUCAGACAACCCCAGGUCCCUGCUCCAGAUGUGGUCCUCUUACCCUGCCACUCCUAGUGGGCCUUGUGGCCGCUGAUGCAGCCAUGUCACUUCUAAUCGUGGGGGUGGUGUUCAUGUGUGCAAGCCCAUCCCACAAACCCAUGCAGGAAGAUAACAAAGUCUACGUCAACAUGCCUAGAAGGGGCUGA